Sinocyclocheilus grahami is the source of this 3571-nucleotide messenger RNA. It is a transcript of the gene pi4kab, whose product is annotated as phosphatidylinositol 4-kinase, catalytic, alpha b. Gene Ontology annotation, cellular component: plasma membrane; cytoplasm. The record is from RefSeq and is a predicted model, not a curated record. Gene Ontology annotation, biological process: phosphatidylinositol phosphate biosynthetic process; phosphatidylinositol-mediated signaling. The coding region runs from base 103 to 3462 and encodes 1119 amino acids. The transcript has 30 exons. Gene Ontology annotation, molecular function: 1-phosphatidylinositol 4-kinase activity. NCBI's taxonomy places the organism in Eukaryota, Metazoa, Chordata, Actinopteri, Cypriniformes, Cyprinidae.
GCCUUCACUCUUUCCGUAUUGCGCUCGUGUUUUCUUCACACAGGCUGAGGCUGCUGCAGAAAUCGUUGCGCGUCUUCAGCUGAUCGUGUCGCGUCGUGAAACAUGGCGACGCGCGACUUCUACUUCAACACGGUUCUGUCGCUCGCGCGUUCUCUGGCAGCGCACCGGCCAGCGCCCGCAGAGAAGGUGCAGAAGUUAUUAUGCAUGUGUCCAUGCGACAGCCGCGGCGUCUUCACUCUGGAUGUCCGCCGCAGGGAUGCUGUGAUUGCAUUGGCUGUAUUUCUGGUCGAGUCUGAUUUACAGCACAAAGACACUGUGGUAAGUUACCUGUUGAGUCUGCUGAAGGGAUUACCCAGAGUGCAAUGGGUGGAGGAGAAUGCUGGGAGGAAGUGUAAAGUAUUUUGUAUCCUCACAGAGACUCUCCCAAUGGCGGAAAACUUCAGCUUCUGUCUGGUGACCCUCCUGUCUGACGUCGCUCAGAGAGACCCCGAGUCUCGCUCACAGAUUCUGGAAGCUGUGAUGGAAGUGAUGCAGUCUCUGCUGGAGAUCUGCCAGACACCUGAGAACCAUGAUAAAGUGUACCUGUGCAGGUAUGCUGUCCCGUGUCUUCUGGGCGUGGCCCGAGCAUUCGGUCGCUAUGGUAACGGCGGUGAACCCCUCCUCUCUCAGCUGUUCCCUCGAGGAGCACCGCCGCUGGUUCAGCGCGUGUCUGUGGAGACCGAGGGCAUUCGGAGGAGAUCCUUCAAUGACUUCCGCUCCAUUCUGCCCAGUUCACUGCUCACGGUCUGCCAGGGAGACACGCUGAGACGCAAGAGCGGCAUCGCCAACCCUGACGCACAGGUGAGUCCGGACAGAGGAGGACCGUCGCCCUGCUCUCCCACAGCUCCAGGACCACAGUAUUUUGAAGGUUCGUAUCUGGCGGAUGGCGGUGUGGUGAAUCCAGAUUAUUACUUCACGACGGUCAGCUCCAGUUUCUCCAUCUCUCCUCUCUGCACUGGAGACAGCGGACAAGAAAUAAACGUCCCUUUAGAGCUGCUGAGACGCCUCUUACAGAUGGUGAAGGAUUUUGUCUCAGAUUCAUUCCUCAAGACUCUGGACGCUGUCGUGUCUGAGGUUACAGAGGCAAAUCCAGGCAUGGAUCUGUUCUACAAAGCCUUCAGCGACCCGCUGUACGUCAGCAUGUUCAAGAUGCUGCGAGACACGCUCUAUUACAUGAAAGAUGUGCAGACGAGCUUCGUUAAGGAGGUUAAUGAGUUCGUUCUGGAGCAGUUCAGCAGCAGCCAAUCAGAGAUCCAGAGGGUUCUCCGUGAGGAACGGUUGCCAGGGGAACCCAGUCCUCUCAAGCUCCGUUGUCAUGCCAACGCAGCCUGUGUGGACCUCAUGGUGUGGGCCGUCAAAGAUGAGCAAGGAGCUGAGAAUCUGUGCACUAAACUGUCAGAGAAACUUCAGUCCAAAACCUCCAGUAAAGUGAUCAUCGCUCACAUGCCACUGCUCAUCUGCUGCUUACAGGGUUUAGGGCGUCUGUGCGAGCGUUUCCCCGUCAUCGCUCACUCCGCCACCACGUCUCUGAAGGAUUUCCUGUUGAUUCCGUCAGCUGUUCUGAUCAAACUCUACAAGUAUCACAGUCAGUACAGCUCAGGAGGCGGCGGCAUCAAAAUCAAUGUGACCAAUGAACACUCUCAGCCCACACUCAACCUGCUGUCCAACAGGAAAGACCAGCCGUCGAUGUACGAGCAGCUCCGAGACAUUUCCAUCGACAACAUCUGCAGAUGUCUGAAAGCUGGGCUCACGAUGGAUCCUGUAAUAGUGGAGGCGUUUUUAGCCAGCCUGUCAAACCGGCUCUACAUCUCCCAAGAAAAUGACAAAGAGGCUCAUCUCAUCCCGGAUCACACCAUCCGCGCACUCGGACACAUCGCUGUGGCCAUGAGAGACUGUCCUAGAGUCAUGGAGCCCAUCCUGCAGAUCCUGCAGCAGAAGUUCUGCCAGCCGCCCUCGCAGCUAGACGUGCUGAUUAUAGACCAGCUGGGCUGCAUGGUCAUCACCGGCAACCAAUACAUCUAUCAGGAGGUCUGGAACCUGUUCCAGCAGAUCAGUGUGAAAGCCAGUAAUGUGGUGUAUUCAGCCACCAAAGACUACAAAGACCACGGAUACAGGCACUGCUCUCUAGCUGUGAUAAACGCUCUGGCUAAUAUCGCAGCUAACCUGCAGGGGGAGCAGCUGGUGGACGAGCUGCUGGUCAAUCUGCUGGAGCUGUUCGUUCAGCUCGGCCUGGAGGGCAAAAGAGCCAGCGAACGCGCCAGUGAUAAAGGACCGGCCCUCAAAGCAUCCAGCAGUGCUGGUAAUCUAGGCGUUCUCAUCCCUGUAAUUGCUGUGUUGACCCGCCGAUUGCCCCCCAUUAAAGAGGCCAAACCUCGCCUUCAGAAGCUGUUCAGAGAUUUCUGCCUCUAUUCUGUGGUCAUGGGGUUUGCUGUGGAAGGUUCUGGUCUGUGGCCUGAGGAAUGGUACGAGGGAGUGUGUGAAAUCGCCACUAAAUCUCCGCUGCUCACGUUCCCCAGUGGAGAACCACUGCGUUCAGAACUCCAGUACAACUCGGCUCUGAAAAACGACACGGUUACUCCGGCGGAGUUAAGUGAACUGCGCUGCACCAUCAUUAAUUUGUUGGAUCCGUCACCCGAAGCCGCUGCCCUCAUCAAUAAACUCGACUUCGCCAUGUGCACUUACCUGCUGUCUGUGUACCGGCUGGAGUAUAUGAGGAUGCUGCACUCGAAUGAUGCCGACCGCUUCCAGGUGAUGUUCAGAUACUUUGAGGACAAGGCCAUCCAGAAAGACAAAUCAGGCAUGAUGCAGUGUGUGAUUUGUGUGGGUGAUAAAGUCUUUGAGGUUUUCCUGCAGAUGAUGGCAGAGAAACCCAAGACUAAAGAGCACGAGGAGGAGCUGGAGCGCCACGCUCAGUUCCUAUUGGUCAACUUUAACCACACCCACAAGAGGAUCCGCAGGGUGGCAGAUAAAUACCUCUCAGGACUCGCCGAAACGUUUCCUCAUCUUCUGUGGAGUGGAAGGGUUUUGAAGACCAUGUUGGACAUCCUGCAGACUCUGUCUCUGUCUCUGAGCGCCGACAUCCACAAAGACCAGCCAUACUACGACAUUCCCGACACUCCGUACAGAAUAACUGUCCCAGACACGCAUGAGGCGCGAGAGAGCAUCGUGAAGGACUUUGCCGCCCGCUGUGGCGAGAUCUUGAAAGAGGCCAUGAAAUGGGCCGCUUCGGUUACCAAAUCUCAUCUCCAGGAGUAUCUGAACAAGCAUCAGAUCUGGCUGUCGGGUUUGUCUCAGCACACGGGUUUGGCGAUGGCUACCGAGAGCAUUCUCAGCUUCGCGGGAUACAACCGUCAAAGCACAACGCUGGGGAUGGUUACUGAGAUGGUAACUGAGGUUUUUGGCCAGAUUAAGGUAAGACGGUAGCGAGUCUUUAGCUGAUCAGAAUAAAAUCAUCAAUCGUUUUGUAAGAAGUCUUUAGGAAAACUACUGAUUUAUUCCAUAUGCCCAAUCAAAUCCACUAAAUUCACUAAAU